Coniophora puteana RWD-64-598 SS2 is the source of this 1630-nucleotide messenger RNA. RefSeq lists its product as uncharacterized. Lineage: Eukaryota; Fungi; Basidiomycota; Agaricomycetes; Boletales; Coniophoraceae. The transcript is spliced from 2 exons. Bases 7 to 1311 code for a protein of 434 amino acids. The record is from RefSeq and is a predicted model, not a curated record.
CCCACCAUGGCGUUGCUGUCCGCGCUCAGCUCGCUGAGCCCACGCAUGACCACCUUCCUCCUCGGCGGCUUCGUCCUCUGCCUCCUCAUCUUCAGCAUACCCCCUGGCAGCAUGUCCGACUCCGCCACCGACUGGUCCCCGCCCAACCGCUUCUCCUCACAGAAGACAUCACCAGGACAAGCGUCCUUCCGCGACAAACUCGCACACGUCCUCCCCUCAGACCGCCUCCCGCACGCCCGCACUUUGCUCCCCCUGCCCUCCGAAGGCGACACCGGCGAGAUCUACGCCAUCUCGCUCGCACGGCGCACCGACCGGCGGCACAUCCUCUCGCAGAUCGCGGACGCGCUCGAUCUGGACUUCACCUUCAUCGACGCAACGGACGCGAGCCUCCCGAUGAUCGACGUGCUCAUGGACCGUGUCGGCUGGCAGCGCUGGGAGCGCGUCGACGAGCAGCCCGCGCCCGCGGACGAGUACAAGCCCGCGGACUACAGCGAGGACGCGCGCAAGGGCAUGGUCUACCACGCCUUCCGCUUCGAGUGGAGCGGGGAGGUGCAGGAGGCGCUGCAGCUCGGUGCGAACGAGACAGGCGAUAUGCCGCCCAUGUACCUUGGUGCGGAUUAUUGGGACGGGUUGGCGCCGGGCGCGGAGGAGUGGGCGCGGGAGAGGCCGACGAAGCCGCUGCCGGAGGCGGGGCCGACGUGGAAGACGAGUCUGACGGAGGCGAGCGUGUUGAAUAAUCUGCGGAUGACGGAGAUGACGCGCCGGGCGGGGAUCGCGUGUUGGCACUCGCAUUAUCAGGCGAUACGGGAUAUGGUCUACAAAGACCACGCAGUCGGCCUCAUCCUCGAAGACGACAUCGACAUCGAAUUCGACAUCGAAAAGACACUCCUCUCCCAAUGGUCGCACCUCCCCUCCGACUGGGACAUCCUCUUCCUAGGCCACUGCCACUCCGAAGAAUGGCGCAACCCGCCGAUCCUAGGCGCCCCGCGCUUCCGCAAGACGUACCACGCUUUGUGCCUGCACGGCUACGCGCUCUCGCGCAAGGGCGCACGCAAGCUCCUGACGAUGCUCCGCAGCGCGGACUACGCGUACUCGCGCCCGAUCGACCACGGCGUGAAGGACCUCGUGCAGAUGCACCAUCUCGUCGGGUACAGCGCGUAUCCGCCGCUGAUCGUGCAGCGCAAGGAGGACACGAGCGACAUUGUGGGCGACUUGCCGGCUGAUUUUGCAAAGUCGUGGAAGGCGAAGGAGGGCGAUUUGGCGGAUUCGACGCUGGAGCGCGUGCGUGCGUAUGAGAAGGGGCAGAGCUGAGUUCUGAAUCGAGUCGAGUCGAGGUGGAGGGCGUUGGUGCGGGGGGGCUGGUGGGGUUUGAUAUUAUGCUUCAUCCUUCUGGUCACGUCGAGUGGACCGGACUGUACCUUUUGCUCAUGCUUUAUCUUUGAUACUUAGAGAGGAAGGGGAGACUUAACGCUUAGACCUCGCAGUCCUACUUACCACGCUUUUUUGUAAACAACUAAUUUAUGUACAUGAGGGGCGCAUUGUUUCGUCGUACUACCCUUGUGUGUACUUACAUAUGUGCUGUAUAACGAAGCAGUGUAGUAGAGUAUGAUAAGUUAGGCUUGUAGAGAAC